AUGUCUCGCCCAACUGGUCCUAUGAUUCAACCUCAAAUAAUCUUGCUUAAAGAAGGCGAAGUUACCAUUUCGAAUGAUGGCGCCACAAUUAUGAAACUUCUCGAUAUUGUUCACCCUGCUGCAAAGACUCUAGUGGAUAUCGCAAGAUCACAGGAUGCAGAAGUCGGGGAUGGUACAACUAGCGUGGUUUUGCUUGCCGGUGAAUUAUUAAAGGAAGUCAAAGGCUACAUCGAAGAAGGUGUCAGUCCGCAUGUGAUAAUUAAAGGUUACAGAAAAGCUGCGCAAUUGGCAAUUAAUAAAGUGAAAGAAAUAGCUGUCAAAGUUGAACGAACAAACGAAGCAGAAUUUCGGGAAUUGCUUCUGAAGUGCGCUGGAACCGCAAUGUCGUCGAAAUUAAUUCAUUCACAUGAAGAAUUUUUCACAAAGAUGGUUGUUGACGCGGUUUCAUGUUUGGAUCAAGAAGAAUUAAAUGAGAAAUUAAUAGGAAUUAAAAGAGUUCCGGGCGGAGCUAUGGAAGAUUCGCUUCUUAUAAAGGGUGUAGCCUUCAAAAAGACCUUUUCAUAUGCUGGAUUUGAACAACAGCCAAAGCAUUUCAAGAAUCCCAAAAUUUUGGCUUUAAAUGUCGAAUUAGAGUUAAAAGCUGAAAAAGAAAAUGCUGAAGUCCGUGUUGAAGAUGUUAAUGAAUAUCAAGCCAUUGUAGACGCAGAAUGGUCCAUUAUAUACGCAAAACUUGAAGCUAUUGUUAAAACAGGAGCAGAGAUUGUUCUUUCCAAGCUCCCAAUAGGCGAUCUAGCAACUCAAUACUUUGCUGAUCGUGACAUAUUUUGUGCUGGUCGAGUGACAGGAGAUGAUCUAAAUCGUGUGGUACUUGCUGUUGGCGGUUCAAUUCAGUCAACAUGUUCUGAUAUCGAAGAGCGUCAUUUGGGAAAAUGCGAAACUUUUGAAGAAAAGCAAAUCGGUGGAGAAAGAUUUAAUAUAUUUGAAGGAUGCGUUGCGGCCAAAACAUGUACAUUAAUUCUUCGUGGAGGUGCUGAGCAGUUUAUAGCCGAAGUGGAGAGAAGUUUACAUGACGCAAUUAUGAUAGUAAAGAGAGCAAUCAAAAAUACGUUGGUUGUUGCUGGUGGUGGGGCGACCGAGAUGGAAUUGUCAAAAUAUCUUCGUGAACAAUCACGCACUAUUGAAGGAAAACAACAAUUAAUCAUUGGGGCGUUUGGUCGUGCUCUAGAGGUUAUUCCACGUCAAUUGUGCGAUAACGCCGGUUUUGAUGCUACAGAUAUUCUCAAUAAGCUCAGAAUGGAACAUGCUCGAGAAGGUGCUACCUGGUUCGGGGUUGAUAUCAACGCGGAAUCGAUUGCCAAUAAUUAUGAAGCUUUCAUUUGGGAGCCAGCAUUGGUAAAGACUAAUGCUAUUUCUGCUGCGACCGAAGCAGCUUGUUUGAUUUUGAGUGUCGAUGAGACUGUGAAAAAUCCACAAUCUGAAAAGCCACAAUCUGGUCCUCCUAUGCCUAGAGGCGCAGCACAAAGAGGAUUAAGAGGUCGAGGUCGGGGAAUUCCUCGACGAUAA
Molecule: messenger RNA, 1563 nt
Organism: Ambispora gerdemannii
Lineage: Eukaryota; Fungi; Glomeromycota; Glomeromycetes; Archaeosporales; Ambisporaceae
Source: the annotation of a GenBank genome assembly